AGGACAGAGAGAGCUAUAAAGAGGAGAGGAGAGAAUCGCGAGACAGACAACUUCAAACUGCACUUCUUCCACAAAGCAUACAAACAAUAGGGCCGCACCAGCGUUGUAUUUGCUCCUGCUUCUCCCGUUUUUAUUUUCUUUUAGCACGCGGAAGAGGUUGAUACAAAAGACUGGAGCGCGCGCUAACACCGAGAGGUCACAACCUGAGCAGUCGAGCUAAUGGACGCCUGCAGGCUUUUCUUGUCACUUCUUCUGAUGAUGUCCACCCCACGAGGGAAAUCAGAAGCAUCAAAAUCUUCAUGCCUUAACCUGGACCAGGAUUUUUACCGUCUUAUUAAAGGUGAAGCAUUUUACUAUGUGUCCUAUGCUAUGGAUGACCCUAAGAUGCCUGAUGAAAAUAUUACGUGGUACAAAAAUGGGCCAGAGAUUAAGAAUAUUACCACGGAUGAGACACACAGAAUCCAUUACCAUGGUGGAGCACUCCUUUUCUUAAACAUCAGUGCUAAUGAUUCUGGUACUUAUACUGGCAGGCACAUAACCCCAUCAGGUGAAUGUUUCUACUACCAUCUACAAAUUGAGGUCUUUAAUGAAAUCAGUCGAGAAAAUCUCACCUAUGGAAGUAUCAAAAACUCUGACCAGAACAAAAAAAUUCCAUGUCCACAACAAAUUGAGGACAUAUGCACAACAUUCAAUGGAAAUUUCACUUGGUUCAAGGGUGCCAAUCUUCUUCCUGGUCAUCAUGAAGCAAUCCUGCUGGUAGAAAAUGCACAAAAAGACGAUGAGGACAUCUAUACCUGCAUAUGUACCUGGACACACAAUCACAAGCUGUACAACUCUUCUGGUUCCAGGAAACUUUUUGUUGAAGAAAAAGCCAGCUAUCGUGAUGUAGAAAUCACCUCUCCAACCAGUAAGGAGCAGUUAGUUGAUAAAGGGGUUAGACUCAAGCUAAACUGCACUGUUUACUGUGGGAUUAAUGCGAAACUGAACUGCAAGGCCAGUUGGCGCAUUAAUGGAGAACCAGUAAACCAAAUGAAAGGAUACAAUGAAAUCACCAAAUUAGAGAUUGAGGAUCUUUCAAAGAACACCUUCUCCACAGCGACCUUGACCAUAGAAAGGGUUUCAGCAAAAGAUUUCCAGCAUGAUUUUAAGUGUUACGGCUCAGGCUUUUAUACAACAAAUACUACAACUUUAACUCUCAAGCAGAGAGAGUCCAUCCUUCCCCUCAUUACUGCGGGAGUGUGUGUAUUUUUAGUUGGUGUGUUUGCUGCCGUGCUGCUGAAAUAUUUUGCCAUUGACCUUGCUCUAUUGUUCAGACCCUACUUCUUACCAGGAAGAGACUAUCAAGGAAUCCAGGAUCAGGAGCACCUCGACUGUGUGAGGAGGAGGUCAGAUGGGAGGGUGUACGAUGCCUACGUGGUUUACCAGACACAGAGCUUAGACAAGGAGGCAGAGGAAAAACUGUCCAAUUUUGUUACAAAGAUUCUGCCCUCAGUCCUUGAAGACAAGUGUGGAUAUCGACUCUUCAUCCAGGGGAGAGAUGACAUACCUGGUGAAGAUCGUGUGGAGCUGGUUGAGAGGUGUAUUAAGCAGAGCAGGAGGCUGAUUGUCAUCCUAACACCAGGAUCAGGAUCUGAGAUGAUAAAAGAUCCCAGCUCAGACCAUACCUCAGUCAUUGGAGGAUUUGACUGGCAGGUUGGGCUUCACCAUGCACUGGUGCAGAGGGAGAUGAGUGUGAUUCUAAUUCAGCUUGGGGAGACCGGUUCACAAGGUUACACACACCUUCCUCCAGGCCUGCUGCAUCUGAUCCGUAAGAGCGCCCCCAUCAGAUGGACAGAGGGCUUACAGAAAGCCUCCAAAUGGAACUCGCACUUCUGGAAGAGAGUACAAUAUCUGAUGCCUGCCACACCCGCCAAAAAAAGAGAUUUGUCUACUAUCAUCUAAAACCGCUGAGCUCUGAAAUGUGAUGUAGAAAAUAAAACUGACAUAAUGGACAGAUUUCCUGCAAUGUAUGACUUUUGUUUAUCAGGAAUGUAUUUUAUUGCAACUCCAUCCUAACUUUUCAAAUGUAAGGCAUAUUUAAGACUAUAUAUUACAUAUAGUUUACAUCUAAAAGCAUAAGAAACAAUAAUAUCUUAUCUAAUAGUAUCUUAUAUGAUAGAUUAAAGCUUCUGAAGGGCUCAGAUAUUCACCACUUCUCUUAGCUUCAGUAUACUUUAUUUUGCUUUUGAUUAUUAUUUCUCUCUGGCUACACAAUAAAGUUGGAAUGUAUGUUCCUGAGUCAUCAAACCAUCUGUUUUGUUUGGUGAGCCAUAUGUAGCUGCUGUAAUUUGAUUUAGGUGCAGUUUCUGUUGGAUAUUCGUGUGCCAAUUAAGACUGAAAGAUGAUUUGCUUACAUUACAUACAGUGAAGACUUCUGUAGAAAUGUCUGAAGGAAUACAAAUACUCUUAAGUUAAGCUUUUCCAACUGUAGUACACAGUAAUUGUCAACCUUUUGGAGGGAAUUAUUUUUGGGUUGUUUUUUUUUUUUUAAUUGUGGACUGUGUUUUCUUAUUUACAGAAAAUAUGAAUUGAAAGCAUAUUUUACUGUGAAUGAAAAGUCAUUGGUAUGUGAAUAAAAGUGUAUUUUCUUUUUAAUGUGAUACAGCAUAUUAGGUGCAAUUCUAGUCAGUGUCUAGCAGAUAGAGGUAAAGCUCAUGUUAUUGCAUGUAAACCUUUGUGAAAAAAACUUUUUAGAAAUUAGACAGAUUUUCAGAAUAAAAAAAAGGAAUCAGAGACUGACAUUUACUCAAUUCUAUUUUGAUGCACUGAAUUAAAAAAUAAAUAAAAUACAUUGG
Messenger RNA from Girardinichthys multiradiatus, 2834 nucleotides. It is a transcript of the gene il1rl1, whose product is annotated as interleukin 1 receptor-like 1. Gene Ontology annotation, biological process: signal transduction. The coding region runs from base 220 to 1941 and encodes 573 amino acids. The transcript has 13 exons. The record is from RefSeq and is a predicted model, not a curated record. Lineage: Eukaryota; Metazoa; Chordata; Actinopteri; Cyprinodontiformes; Goodeidae.